Messenger RNA from Papaver somniferum (opium poppy), 2299 nucleotides. Its product is annotated as 7-deoxyloganetic acid glucosyltransferase-like. Gene Ontology annotation, molecular function: UDP-glycosyltransferase activity. The transcript has 4 exons. NCBI's taxonomy places the organism in Eukaryota, Viridiplantae, Streptophyta, Magnoliopsida, Ranunculales, Papaveraceae. The record is from RefSeq and is a predicted model, not a curated record. Bases 651 to 2108 code for a protein of 485 amino acids.
UAUAGACUCCAAUUAUGCUGUAUUAUAUAGACUUACCUACUGGCUUCAAGUGCUUUGUAUAUCUCAUACUAGACACCAACCAAUGUACCUCGAGAAUUAUAAUAAUGCCCGUUGAUGAUUCUGCACAUAUUGCACAAUUACGUCUAUUCAAGAGGAGGUAUUUAUGUUUUUAGAUAGGAACUUGUUAAGUAGAAGUGAAUUAACAGUUUUAGGUAUUUACGCCAGUCAGAAUGUUCAGAUCUGAUUAACUGCAACUAAUUGACUGGUGGUGGUCCGCUUGUUAUCAAAGAGUUUCCUGCAUCAAACCAAUCAAGCAUAAUAUCUGUAAUGCUUCCUUGAUGAUGGACCUGAAACAAACUAGCUAUUCAAUCAGCAAAAAACUGUUAUUUCUGACCCAGAUUUCUAUCUAUUGCGCUGCAUAUAUCCUUGGCAAAACAACAUUCAACACAAAGGACAGAUGGGAUUAACAUGGCUACCUUGUUUGUUUCCUAAAAGUUAAGGCCUCUAGAUGAACGCCAGGGGAGAAAAGCAUCUUCAUCUCUCAGUCAAUGUUACAUAUUGAAUUUCAGCUCUCUACUAAAUUUAUAUAGAAACACGGAAGCACCAACAACAGGAGCCGGAAAGGAAAAGGGUAGAGUGAUCAACAGAAAAUGGAGCAAAUCAAGCCAACAGUACCACAUGUGGUCAUCUUUCCCUACCCAGCACAGGGUCACAUGAAUUCCAUGCUCAAAUUAGCUGAGCUUCUCUGCCUAUCAGGCAUCCAUGUAACCUUCAUCAAUACUGAGUUCAAUCAAUCUCGUCUCCUCCGCUGCACAGAUGCCAAAUCUCGCUUUGGCUGUUUCCCGGGGUUCCGUUUCGAAACCAUCUCUGACGGUCUUCCUGAUGAUCACCCUCGCGAAGUUGGUUUCCUGAAGCUCAACGACAUGUUUGGUCCCCUCAAAACUGUUAUUGAACCUGCUUUCCGUGAAAUGCUUAUUUCGGGUCGCCUGAAAUCUGACGUCAGAGGUCAAGUUACUUGUAUUAUUGCUGAUGGAAUUUUAGGCUUCACCAUAGAUGUUGCUGAAGAAUUAAAGAUACCCUCCAUCUGUUUCCGCACUGUUAGUGCUUGCUGCGUGUGGAUUUAUUUCUGUUUGCCAAAACUUGUCGAAAAUAACGACUUCCCAUUCACAGAUGAAGAGCUUGAUCGGAUUGUAACAAGCGUGCCAGAAAUGGAAGGGUUUCUACGAUGUAGAGAUCUGCCGAGUUUCUGCAGAACUAAAGAACUCGAUGAUCCUGCUUUAGAGUUUGUCAAGACAGAAACUUUCAAUUCAACUAGAUCCACAGCUCAAAUACUCAACACAUUCGAUGACAUUGAAGCACCGAUUAUCUCGCAGCUGAGAUCUUACUGGCCAAAUCUUUAUACAAUUGGACCUCUCCAUGCUCUCUUGAAAACAGUGAGGGGAGAUUCUUCAUCUGCAAAAGUAUCUUCAAAUGGUUUAUGGAAGGAGGACAGAAGUUGCAUGUGUUGGCUCGAUCUGCAACCUUUGAAGUCCGUUGUGUACGUAAGUUUUGGUAGUCUAACGACGGUAAGUCGAGAACAGUGGUUGGAGUUUUGGUAUGGGCUAGUCAAUAGCGGACGGAGAUUUUUGUGGGUUAGACGACCAGACUCCUUUGUUCAACAAAAUGAAGAAGAUUGUCAGAUACCGGUCGAGCUGACAGAAGGUACUAGACAGAGAGGUUACAUGGUUGAAUGGGCACCGCAGGAGGAGGUACUGCUCCACCCGGCAGUAGGCGGAUUUCUAACACACAGUGGAUGGAAUUCAACACUGGAAAGUAUGGUUGCUGGAGUUCCAAUGAUAUGUUGGCCACAUUUUGCUGAUCAGCCGAUUAAUAGCAGGUAUGUAAGUGAGGUGUGGAAGAUUGGAAUGGACAUGAAAGAUACAUGUAGCAGAACAAUUGUGGAGAAGCUAGUUAGGGAUAUGAUGGAUGAUAGGAAAGAGGAAUUGAUGGCUACGACUGGUAAUGUGUCGGAGCAGGCGAGGAGGAGUAUUUCUGAAGGUGGAUCCUCUUAUCGCAACUUUGAAGCAUUACUGGAAUUCCUGAGAACAACCUUAAAUGUGGGUUCCUGAACCCAAAAACACUUGUGGCAAACAAAAAUUAGAGUUAAAAUGCAAUCCAAAAUGGCAUUUGUUUUUGGCACUCGUUUAGGACCCACCAUAUUUGUCCGUGUUUGUGUUUUUUUAUUUGUUAUUUUGGUAGUCUUACCCAUCGACUCGGGAUGGGAAUCAAUCCAACAAUAUAGGGAACGAUUGUACCGUGA